AGAAAAUUGAUAAAAAGGUUUUAUUUCUUGUUUUUAAAAGUCAUAUAUAGUAUAUUAUAAGUGUUUCAACGUUUGUUUAAAAAAAGUUUUAUGAUAUUGUUUCCUUGGUGUACAAAAUAUAAUGUGUUUUGUCGAUGAGAAUGGUUGAGCUUUCAAUUGAUGGAGAUGAUCGCUGGACAAUCCCGGAUGAUCGACAGCUUGCUUUAAGAGGAAGGUUGGAUACAGGAUGGUCUAGUUAUAAAGGUUAUUCUCGUAAGGGAGAAGUCUUAACAGAAGAAGAAUUUCUUAUUUUAUCAGAUGUUAUGAGCCGAAGAGAUGCCAAACAAAAGCAAGAAGAACUUCGGAUUGGAACAUUAGUGAAAAAACUUGAAAACAUGCGUACAAAUGUGCUAGGAGAUGGAAUUCAAACAUGUCUAAUAUGUGGUACAAAAGCAGGACUAUUAAAAGAUUCACUAAACUACUGUCUGCACUGUGGCCACUUGGUUUGCCAAAAAUGUGGCGUGGAUUCAAAGAUAACUACAGAAACAUCAAAAAAAUUAUUUUAUUGUGUUAUAUGCAAUGAAGAGAGGCAGUUGUGGAAAUCAUCUGGUGCGUGGUUUUAUAAUUCUAUACCAAAGUAUGUUAUUUCUGACGUUGGGUCUGAGCUGAACUCUAAUAUGAGGGUUUUAGGUAGAAAUAACUCUUUCAACACUCCUCGACCUGUGUGGAUUGAAAAUCGCUCAAUGAGCCAUGAAAGUGAUGCGACUGAUGAUGAUCUAGAAACAACUUCUUUUAAUGCUUUUGAGAUUUCUGAUGAGCGUUCACAAAGCUGGCAUGGACAAAUUGAAGUUAACUCUCCCCAGUUGAAGUUUUCAAAUGUAAAAAGAUCUUGUAGUGAUCUUCCUAAUAUAGCUCCAAAAUCACCUACUUUAUCAUAUUCCUCCAAUCAAGUUGAUGGUGUUUUCUCAGAUCGAAUGCAAACCAAUGGACUCACAAGCAGGGGACAUCUAAACAAUAAUUCAAAUUCUGAUCUUGCGUAUGAAAGGCAAAGAUCUUAUGGAAGCACUUUAUCUCUUGAAAUGAAACCAGAUAAAAAAAAUUUGCUUGGCAUUAAACGCUUAGUGCGUAACCAAAGUAGAGACAGUGAUUUGGAUAAGGUUUCGAAAGGUUCAAAGCAAAACGACUUUGGCUCAUCAGAUAACAUGAGUAAUUGUAGUGAACAAGAUAUUGACUCAUUAUUUAAAGAAGAAGCUCAAAAUCAAGCAGUAAAAGAAAAAAAAGAAUAUUAUGGUAAAAUUGGAAUGAUUGAGUUUACACUUAAAUAUGAUGCAAGUACAGAAGAGCUUCAUGUUAUCAUACAAAACUGCAAGGGUUUGUGUGGUGAUGUUGAGAAAGGGAAGUUACCUUUUCCAUAUGUAAAGACAUAUUUAUUACCAGAAGCUAAUAAGGCAACGAAAAAAAGAACUUCUACUUUAAAGAAAACAGCUGAUCCAGUUUUUAAUGAAACUCUUGUUUAUCAUGGGAUAUCAGAAACAGAUAUUCGAAGCAAAGGUUUAAAGCUAUCUGUAAUGGAUGAAAAGUCUCGACAUAGCACAGUUAUUGGUGAAACAUCCAUUCCUUUAAAGAAUUUAAGUAUGCAACCUGUACAACAGUUUCGAAGAAUAUUGGAUGUUAGAAACAAUAGUAAUCCAUUAUACUUGGAAUCACACAUCAGUUCAAAUAAUCCUGGUCGCAUUGAAUUAGCUUUGCAUUAUUUGUCAAAACAAGAAAAAUUAGUUGUUGGAAUCAUUCGGUGCGCUGGACUCAAAGCUCAUGACUCAAAUGGUUAUUCUGACCCUUUUGUAAAAUGUUAUCUUCUUCCUGACCCUCAAAAGCAUACUAAACAAAAAACAGCAAUAAAAAAGAAGACACUGAAUCCUGAGUUCAACGAGGAGUUUACUUACAAAAUUGCUCAUCAUGAGUUAGCAAAAAGAACACUACAUAUAACGGUGUGGGAUCAUGACGUCGGUAGAACAAACGACUUCAUAGGGGGAAUCACUCUUGGAAUACAAUCAACACCAGAAGCAUUAAAACAUUGGUUUGAAACUUUGAAAACGGCUGAUAAAAAAGUUAUUAAAUGGCAUACUUUAAGUGAAGACUGCCCAGCAAUAGACUAAAUUGUAUAUACAAAGAUAAAUUACCUGUAUUUUUUAUGAUAUCAGUCGUAUGAUACUCAUUUUGAAUAAUAUUCAUCAUUUUUUUAUUAAACCGUUUGGAUGAUAAUUGGAGGACAAAAAUUCGUAGAAGUAUUUCUCAAUGGUUUUGGUUUACGCAUUUUAAAUCAUUUACAGAAUCAUUUUGUAUUCGUUUUUAGUAAAGUAAUAAACAGCCUGGUUGGUCCGAUUAUUGUUGGUCCGAUUGUCGUUGGUCCGAUUGUCGUUGUCCGAUUUAAUCCGAUUCUGUAGAACUAAUUAUAGUGACUUUUAGCUUUGUUUUUAUAGUUAAGGUGAAUUAAUCGAAGAAGUUUACUUUUAAAACAUCACUGUGUAUAGAUAUCAUUGACAUCAGGGUAUAUAAACACCAUAGACACGAGGGUCAACAAAAAAGUCUCAAAAUGAUGUAGCUUACGUCAAGGUAUCAAAUUAUGCUGUGUAAAAAUUACGCCUUUUCAAUGAAAAUUUAUUUUUUGAUUUAUAUUUUAUAAAUGUUAUUAUUUUUAAUAAAUAUAUUUUUGAAAUUA
Hydra vulgaris (swiftwater hydra) is the source of this 2698-nucleotide messenger RNA. Its product is annotated as rabphilin-1. The record is from RefSeq and is a predicted model, not a curated record. Gene Ontology annotation, molecular function: small GTPase binding. NCBI's taxonomy places the organism in Eukaryota, Metazoa, Cnidaria, Hydrozoa, Anthoathecata, Hydridae. Gene Ontology annotation, cellular component: membrane. Gene Ontology annotation, biological process: intracellular protein transport.